Cyprinodon variegatus (sheepshead minnow) is the source of this 3562-nucleotide messenger RNA. It is a transcript of the gene trpc6a, whose product is annotated as short transient receptor potential channel 6-like. Gene Ontology annotation, biological process: calcium ion transmembrane transport; manganese ion transport; regulation of cytosolic calcium ion concentration. Lineage: Eukaryota; Metazoa; Chordata; Actinopteri; Cyprinodontiformes; Cyprinodontidae. Gene Ontology annotation, molecular function: protein binding; inositol 1,4,5 trisphosphate binding; store-operated calcium channel activity. The coding region runs from base 390 to 3029 and encodes 879 amino acids. The record is from RefSeq and is a predicted model, not a curated record. The transcript has 14 exons. Gene Ontology annotation, cellular component: cation channel complex; membrane.
AGCAGUAAAACUUAAGGAAAGGGAUAUCCUGCAUUUUCUUUUCUUCAACUUAAAAACUUAAUUAAAACUUUGACAGGUAAGGUAGAGACGAGGUCAGAGUAAGGGGGAGAGGGGAGCGUUAAGGUUUCUAAAGAUACAGAACACAAUUUGAAGAGGAAUGAUUUUGAUCAUCAAAGUGAUCCUUAAGGUUUUCUCUACAUCUGUGAGAUUGACUGUGUCAUGUAAAUAAAAGUACAGUGGGACCCAGAAGGAUGCAUUCUUUCUCAAGGAUAGAGAAUAAACAUAGGGGGAGGGCGGCAGAGGGAGCAAAGCAGGAACAUGCCGCAGGCACUCGACUACUUGCUCACAUGAAGCAGGAGCAGACCCUCAGCUGCUGAUCAUCGCUCAGGAUGAACCACAAACCGCGGGGAGGAAAUCGCAGCAGCCAAUCUCCUGGCAACAUGGACAGAUCCGGAACAAGAAGCCAGGACAACCUGCUGCUGAAUGAUGAUUUUAGGGAGGAAUACUGUUCUGCUGGACAAAACCUUGGGCACAGCAGCUCUGACAGGCAGCUCACAGCUCGCAUCAGCACUGUAAAACGGCGCCAGGCUCUACGGGGUCCUGCCUACAUGUUCUCAGCUCCUUUGAUCAGCCUUUCAGACGUCGAGCAACGUUUCCUAGAGGCAGCUGAGUACGGCAACAUCCCAGAGGUGCGUCGCAUGCUGCUUCAGAUCCCCAACCUGAAUGUCAAUGCUGUGGAUUACAUGGGACAAAACGCUCUGCAGCUGGCUGUGGCCAAUGAACAUCUGGAGGUGACGGAGCUGCUGCUGGGGAGGGCAGACUUAGCCAGAGUGGGAGACGCUCUCCUUUUGGCCAUCAGUAAGGGUUAUGUUCGUAUCACAGAGGCCCUGCUCAGUCACCCUUCUUUCAGAGAUGCUAACCGUCUGACAGCAAGUCCUGCUCAAGUAGACAUGUUGGAUGACUUCUAUGCUUAUGAUGAAGAUGGGACAAGGUUUUCUCAUGAUGUGACUCCAGUGAUUCUUGCAGCUCACUGCCAGGAAUAUGAGAUAGUUUACACGCUCCUGAGCAAAGGGGCCCGCAUCGAUCCUCCUCAUGAUUACUUCUGUGGCUGCGACUCGUGUAACUAUCAGCAGCAGUACGAUUCCUUCAGCCACUCACGCUCCAGGAUCAAUGCAUACAGAGGACUGGCCAGUCCUGCGUACCUCUCUCUCUCUAACGAGGAUCCGGUGCUGGCAGCAUUGGAGCUCAGCAAUGAGCUGGCCAUGCUAGCUGAUAUAGAGAAAGAAUUUAAGAACGAUUACAGUCGCCUGUCUAACCAGUGUAAAGAUUACGUGGUGGGCCUUCUGGACCUUUGUCGGAGCACAGAGGAAGUGGAGGCCAUCCUGAACGGAGAAACAGCUUCUGAUGAAAGCUUUGAUUUACCUGGUCGCCCCUCACUGACCCGGCUCAAAUUAGCAAUCAAAUACGAACUCAAAAAGUUUGUUGCCCAUCCAAACUGUCAGCAGCAGCUGCUGAGCAUUUGGUACGAGAACAUUCCUGGGCUGAGACAACAAACUACUGCGAUUAAGCUGCUGGUGGUUCUUGCUGUGGCUAUAGGACUGCCUGGACUGGCUGUGGCGUAUUGGGUCACUCCUUGCAGCAGGGUGGGAAAAGUUAUGCGCAGCCCCUUUAUGAAGUUUGUUGCCCACGCCUCAUCCUUUACAAUUUUCCUGGGUCUGCUCAUCCUGAAUGCUGCUGACCGUUUUGCAGGAACCACCCUGUUGCCAAACAUGACCCACCAUCAGCAACCUGGAAGUUCACAGCUAAAGCUGGACCCCCCAGUACUUCACCGCACAACCACCACCCCCUUUACGUGGAUGGAGAUCCUAAUCAUUUCAUGGGUCAUUGGCAUGAUUUGGGCUGAAGUGAAGGAAAUCUGGAGCCAGGGACCCGGAGAGUACCUGGUUGAACCAUGGAACUUCUUGGACUUUGGGAUGUUGGCCAUUUUUCUGGCGUCCUUCAGCUGCCGUUUCUCUGCUAAGAAGCAAGCUGACUGGGCCCAGGCCUAUGUGUACAAACAUAACAAAACACUGGACCAACUGAGCCGAGAGAAAUGCUACUUCAUUCUGGCACGUAUCGACUGGCUGCCCUCAGAUCCUCAGCUGGUGUCAGAGGGCCUCUAUGCCAUCGCUGUGGUGCUGAGCUUCUCUCGGAUUGCUUACAUCCUGCCAGCCAACGAGAGCUUUGGUCCACUCCAGAUCUCUUUGGGAAGGACUGUCAAAGACAUCUUCAAGUUCAUGGUCAUCUUCCUGCUAGUCUUCUUGGCGUUCAUGAUCGGCAUGUUCAACCUGUACUCUUACUACCUGGGAGCGAAGCAGAAUGACGCCUUCACUACCCUGGAGGAGAGCUUCAAGACUUUGUUCUGGGCUAUAUUUGGACUAUCAGAGGUCAAGUCUGUAGUGAUUAACAAUGGACACAAAUUCAUAGAGAACAUUGGUUACGUUCUGUACGGGGUUUACAACGUUACCAUGGUGAUAGUGCUGCUCAACAUGCUCAUCGCUAUGAUUAACAGCUCCUUCCAGGAGAUUGAGGACGAUGCUGAUGUUGAAUGGAAGUUUGCUCGGGCAAAACUUUGGUUUUCGUACUUCGAGGAGGGAAGGACACUCCCUGUUCCCUUCAAUCUGGUCCCCAGUCCCAAAUCUAUGCUGGGAUUGGUCACAGCCAUAAAGUCCAUGCUCUUAUAUGUGGUUCACAGACUCAAUAAGAAGAAAGCUGAGAUAGAGCUUAAUCAACUGGGAAAGAGCAAAGAACCAGGAUAUGGGGGAUCUAAUGGUCCAACAAGAUAUCAGAAGAUCAUGAAGCGUCUAAUCAAGCGUUAUAUAAUUAAAGCUCAAGCAGACAGAGAAAGCGACGAGAUCACAGAAGGUGAGCUGAAGGAGAUUAAACAGGAUAUUUCAAGUCUGCGAUAUGAGCUGCUGGAGGAGAAAUCCCAUAACAUGGAGACACUGGAUGGUCUUUUGAGGAGGCUGGGAGAUUUUAAUACAAUGUGAUCUUAGCGCUGUCUAUUGACGACUGCUAAAACGAACAGCAGAUAAACUGUUUUAAUAUGGAGAAAAUGUAUGCUGUGGAUGCAAAGCUAAAAUAAAUGCUUUUUGUAAUAUGUGCAUAUAGGAGUUAAAAAACAUCAAUUUGCCUUUAAAAAUUUCCCAACAUUAUCUGUCAAUACUUUUUGUUGUUGAUGCUUUUAUUGGAAUCACACAUUUAAAGGGUCUAAUAAAGCUGAUUUUGUAGCUAUAUGAUUACCUUUUAAAAUGCCAUUUGUAAAAAAGUAUAAAAUUAUAAAUCAUCUAUUUUUCCAACUAUUUAACAAGGAACAAAAUAAAAACUGUAUGCUUACAAAUGGUUUCAGGCGUAUGAAUACAUUUGGACUUAUGUAUAUGUUAGGUUAUAUGUGGAACCAAAAUUGACAAUCAUUUUUUCAGGUUUUCUGUUUUAAUCCCACCUUUUAAACAAAGCUGCGCUCACUUUUAAAAGGAAAUUACUCUGAUCAUUCUGGUAUCUUUUAAAACUUUAUUUUGUAAAU